AUGUUCUUGAAUUCCAAAGGAGAAGUUGAAAGUGAACAUUCCCCUCCCUCUUCCCCCAAGAGUAGUUCAUCACACACUUCUUUCCCUUCAAGUGAAGAUGAGAUCAAACAUCAUGAAGGAGGUCUUUUAGUUGUGAGGCGCAUGUUGGGCCAAGUUCCAAAGGAAUUUGAAUCUCAAAGGGAAAAUAUUUUUCAUACAAGAUGCCUCAUCAACAAAAAGACUUGUUCCCUCAUUAUUGAUGGUGGAAGUUGUGUCUAUGUGGCUAACACAAGGGUAGUGGACAAGCUUGGCUUGGACACCAUCCCUCAUGCCAAGCCUUGUAAACUAUCUUGGUUAAGUGAAAAUGGUGAAAUAAAUGUGGAUAAACAAGUUCUCAUCACUUUCUCCAUUGGGAGUUACAAGGAUAAUGUUUUGUGUGACUUAGUGCCCAUGGAAGCAACUCACAUACUUCUUGGAAGGCCAUGGCAAUUUGACAAAAAAGCUUUCCAUGAUGGUCAUUCCAAUAAAUUUUCUUUUAACUUCCAAGGCAAAAGGAUCACAUUACUACCUUUAUCCCCCAAAGAAGUAAAUGAUGACAAAAAACAAAUGUUUGAGAAAAGAAAGGAAGAGAAGGUGCAACUUAUGGCGCACACCAAGGAAGCAAGGAAGAGCUUGAUCUCCUUCAAAGGAGCUAAAAAGGUAAUGCUUUCUCAAAAACAAAUUUUUCUUGCUUAUCCAAGUGAGUCUUCUUGUUCCUUUCAAAACCCUCCUCCUAAGUGUCCUCAAGACUUGUCUAUAGUCUUAGAUGAAUUCAAGGAUGUAUUCCAAGAUCCCCCAAAGGGACUUUCACCUCUAAGAGGUAUAGAACAUCAAAUUGACUUCAUCCAAGGAUCAUCUUUGCCCAAUAGGCCAACCUAUAGGACCAAUCCCGAGGAUGCCAAAGAAAUUCAAAAACAAGUCAAUGAUUUGUUAGAAAAGGGAUGGGUGCAACAUAGUAUGAGCCCUUGUGUUAUGCCUGUGAUCCUAGUUCCAAAAAAGGAUGGAACAUGGAGAAUGUGUAUAGAUUGUAGGGCCAUCAAUAAUAUCACCAUCAAAUAUAGGCAUUUCAUCCCUAGGUUAGAUGACUUGCUUGAUGAGCUUCAUGGUGCAACCAUCUUUUCAAAGAUAGAUUGGAAGAGUGGUUACAACCAAAUAAGAAUCAAGGAAGGAGAUGAGUGGAAAACCUCCUUCAAAACCAAGCACUUUCAUGAGGCUCAUGCAUCAUGUGCUUAG
This is a messenger RNA of Vigna unguiculata (cowpea), 1251 nucleotides long. RefSeq lists its product as uncharacterized. NCBI's taxonomy places the organism in Eukaryota, Viridiplantae, Streptophyta, Magnoliopsida, Fabales, Fabaceae. The record is from RefSeq and is a predicted model, not a curated record.